Messenger RNA from Penicillium soppii, 783 nucleotides. Its product is annotated as class I SAM-dependent methyltransferase. Gene Ontology annotation, molecular function: methyltransferase activity. The transcript is spliced from 6 exons. NCBI's taxonomy places the organism in Eukaryota, Fungi, Ascomycota, Eurotiomycetes, Eurotiales, Aspergillaceae. Bases 1 to 783 code for a protein of 260 amino acids. The record is from RefSeq and is a predicted model, not a curated record.
AUGGCGAACCCAGAUUCGCAGACGAUAGAGUUAGACCAUGAAUAUCUCGAUACUGUCACAGUCCAGGGCCGAGAGUAUCAGAAAUAUUCGAUCGAUCACCGAACGUACUUUGGACCGGUCGAUGAGGAAGAAGCACAGCGACUGGAGGGCCAGCAACAGGUCUUUCAAAUUAUUUUCGACAAUCGCCUGAUAUUCCCACCAAUCCGUCCGCUUCAAAGGGUGUUGGAUUGUGGCCAUGGAUCCGCAUCCUGGGCCGUUGAUGUUGCCGAGGAGCAUCCUGAGUGCGAGGUUAUCGGCGUGGACAUUGCCCCGCACAUGAGCCCAGAUGAUGUGCCUCACAAUCUAUGGCUCCAGGUCGAUGACCUGAAUCGCCCCUUCACGUUUCCCGCAAACCACUUCGAUCUUGUCCACUCUAGACUCCUUGCGACCGGCAUCAACCGAUCCCGAUGGCCGUCCUAUCUCCGUGACAUAGUCAGGGUAUUGAAGCCAGGAGGUUGGGUCCAGAUGGUUGAGAUAUACUUUAAUGUUCAGUCCGACAAUGGCUCGAUCACCGAUGAGCAUGCUUUGAGAAAAUGGAGUACACAGUACCUCCGUUCGUUGGAAGAUAGGAAGGAUCUUCGAAUUGGGUCGAAACUGAGAACUCUCUUCACAGAAGCCGGAUUCGUUGAGGUGGACACGAAGAUGAUUCCUCUUCCCCUCUCCCCGUGGUCGACUGGUUGGUCUUUCAAGUUCAUUCCUUCUGGACGACCCAAGUUGACCGAUGCAAUGCAGACCCAAGAAUGA